AUGCUAGAUGUCGUACGGGCCAUCUCAGACGCGACUAUCAUGUCAUUCGAGCUCCGCUCGCAAGUGGUUAUGAUCUCAUACGAGCUGGCCGUCAUGGCGGAAUUUUCUCGUCAACGGCUUACAAUGUCAACUGCACCUGCGGCGUGGUUGGGAGACUACGCCAAUCAGAUCAUCGAGCGACUGGGAAAGCUCUGGAAGGAUGUAGCGAAGCCGCAACACACCGUCGAACAAUGUUUGUAUGCGCGCCUGGUGGCGAUCACCAACGCAUGGCGAUACAUUCGCCGCGCGGCCGCCGAGCUUUCCGGCUCCAAGAAGCUCAAGCAUACCGAUGUGCAGCUAGCCAGUAUCGGGAAGCGUGCUCCGGUUGGAAGAGAGAAAUUCAAUGCAGAACAUCAAGGCUUUCCCAAAGGAGAAAUCGAAUAUCAUCGCGAACGGGGAGCCCGACCCAUCUGCUGGGACGUCAGAUACUUCCCAGAAGCGAACUCCGGGCAAAUCUUCUUCGCUGCACCUCAUGAGGACACCCGAGGUGGUCCACAUGCCUUUCUCAGUUGUGGCAGACCGUUCAGCUUCACCGUUCCUGAAUGGCAGGGAACGACCAAGUUUACCUGUAUCGAGCAAGUCAGACAAUUUUUGAAAGCAAGAUGCAUGUCCGGUAUGGAAAGUCGCCGGAGUACUGUCGUGACACCAGCUCUCUCAUCCGACGACCUGGCUUGUGUAAUCCAUUGCAGCGAUGCUCCCGCCAAGACACUGAUCGAGCUUGGAAGCUCAUUCGAUGACCUCGGAGAAACAGAUCCCGAUUGGUGGUGGGAAUUGAUGGCAACCUGGCAGUACGCCAUGGAGAAAUUUCUGCCUACUGCACUCCGGGCCAUGUACGAGCAAGAUCUGGAUAGUAAGAUACGGCUGAUGAUGACCGGUAACUUUGAGCUCUACGAGGCAACGACCGAAUAUGGCGGCAUCGGAUACCCUGCAUACUAUGCACAGCGAAACAAGGCUGAGUGGGGAAAGAAUUUCGUCGGACGGUUCACACAGCAGCUGCGGGACGAGUUUCGGACUGAGGAGCCUGAAUGGCCAACUGGAUAUGCCUUCGACUUCUUCCGUCAUGCGGAAAAUCGAUUUCCGAGUAGAAACUGGACCUGGAUACAACCGACUGCCGAAUUUGAGACCCAGGCCAACACACUGGUGGGUUCUUGGUUGGCGAUUGGUGGAGAACCGUUGGAAAAGCGCAUAUCAAUCAUCAAGCGCCAGAUUGGGGAGCGUCGAAUGGAUGAGAAGGCGCGAGACGAGAAGGCUGAGGCAGAUGCUCUGGAGGAACUUGCUGGUAACGCAGAUACUAGCAACGAGUAA
This is a messenger RNA of Ramularia collo-cygni, 1344 nucleotides long. RefSeq lists its product as uncharacterized. The record is from RefSeq and is a predicted model, not a curated record. The coding region runs from base 1 to 1344 and encodes 447 amino acids. NCBI's taxonomy places the organism in Eukaryota, Fungi, Ascomycota, Dothideomycetes, Mycosphaerellales, Mycosphaerellaceae. The transcript is spliced from 3 exons.